CUGUGAGAGAAAACCUAGACAACAGGAAGGAAUCCCCAAUCCCCAUUCCAAAUCGAGGAUCCAUGGAGUGGCCGUCCAGCGGGUCGUCCGCCAAUUCCUCAGGCUCCAGUGGUGGGUCGUCUUCGAGCCGGUCGGCGGCGCCGGCGAGGACGAGGACGAGGAGGCCGGGGACAUGGAGGAGGCUCCCGCGCGUUGCGCCGCCCCCGACCCGGGCCAUGGAGAUCAGGGAGGCGUUGGGGACCAUAACGCCCGAGGAGUUGCAGCGGCAGUACCGGCAGAAAGCCGACGAGCUGGAGAAGAUGGACGCCAGCGGGUGCGACACGGCGGAAGCCAAAAUCGCCUUCAAGGACUUCAAGGAGGAGAAUCUCCGCUUGUACCGCUGGCUCGCCAAGGGCUGGCCGGAGCAUAUAGUCGUCAGCCGCACCAAGCACUUCAGCGACACACAGGAGGAGUACCUGACCGCUGAGGACAUGGAGGCACGCUUUGCUCAUCGUGACCCCACUUUGCUUCACCUCAAGCAACUAGAACACUUUGCUCACCUAGCCUUGUCGCAUUACAAUGCCAGAAGGACCGAGCCCAAGUUUGAUAUUGCUCAAGCCUUGACGUCUAACUGCUUCUCUGAGGCGUGCGGGACGACAUAUGCUCAUGUCAACUUCACUGCCACUCCCCGGAACAGUGAUGACCCUACAAAGAGGCUGUUCUUUGCUGAGCUCAUGCUCAUUCCAAGGCUCCAGCUGCAGGAAGAUACCGAGCCUAUGCGUGUGCUGCAUGUCUCGACCGUUGAUGAUGUUCCCUGUUUUGGUGGAUGCCAUGAGAUAUAUCGGAAGAUCAACCACAGGAUGAGGGGCAACAUGGAUUACGAGCGCUGCCAUGCGUGUCACAGCAUUCUGAAGCAUCCAAAAGGAGAUCUCUUCAUCGGAGGGCAUGAUAGCACGAGGAUGCCUUACUACUCUGCAACCUGAAAUCUGAAUUGGUACUCCCUCCGUCUGAAAAAGCUUGUCCGAGAAACAAGCUUGGGACAAGUUUUUUCGGGCAGAGGAAGUACCAAUUUGGAGGUUACCCCUAUAAUAAAAAAAAAACAAUUUGGAGGUUGAAAUCACCAUCACGUGUCAUGUGAUGAUAAAUUACUGUCAUGUAUGUCGUGAAUUAGUACAACAUUGAAAAUUGUCGUGAUGUGUGAUGUUUGCACACUUGGAUUUAGAGGGUUAAAAUAACUGUUAUGUGAUGGCAGAGAUUAUUGGCAUCUGAUAUCUGAAUGCUUACUCGUUCAACUAUUA
This is a messenger RNA of Triticum dicoccoides, 1277 nucleotides long. RefSeq lists its product as uncharacterized. The record is from RefSeq and is a predicted model, not a curated record. The transcript has 4 exons. The coding region runs from base 63 to 962 and encodes 299 amino acids. NCBI's taxonomy places the organism in Eukaryota, Viridiplantae, Streptophyta, Magnoliopsida, Poales, Poaceae.